AUGAGACCAAAUAUUUGGUUGCAGAUUCCAGUGGCCGAAGUUCGUUCCGACGGACGAGAAAAUUUGAUUGGCGCGCUGAUUGUUGCCGGUCAUUUGGAUAUUCCUGAAGUCUGCGUCUACUUUAACAAUAAAUUGUUGAGAGGAAAUCGGACAACAAAAUUGGAUAAUUGGGGACUUGAUGCAUUCAUUUCGCCGAAUAACAGCCCACUGGCUGUGAUGGACAUAUCAAUAGGCGGUAGGGUUAUUUUUUGGGAAAUUUGGUCCUGGAAGACUUUUUUGCUUGUAAUUUGGGAAAUAAUCGACCAAAAUUAUGUUUUUCGAAAACUUUUGGUCAGCUACGCCUCUGAUUAUGUAUCAUGACCAAAAAGUUGGUACUUCCCAUGUCAACUAGUUAUCAGCAAAAAACCUUAGUGAUCCGGCUGACAAUGAGCGUUUUAUAUAGCAACUUCAAACUCUAAAUAACAAAAAAUGCUUUCAGUAAAUUGGGAGAAUAUUUUCCGAUCCAAUCAAAUUGCCCCAUUCAAUGUUUGUGACCAAUUAUGCCGAAAUGUCGGGAUCCUGCGGAUAUUUCCGUCGAUUCCCAUCGAAUCCGUCCGAGCGGUGUUCCGCCCACCCACCCAAGGAGUUGUCAUUCAAGCCUAUGGAAGUGGGAACAUCCCAUUGCGGCGGCUGGACAUUAUCGAAGAGAUUACGAACGCGGUGAAUCGGGGAUGUUUGGUGUUGAAUGUGUCGCAAUGCCUGAAGGGGAAAGUGAACACAAGUUAUGCAACAGGAGCGGUAGGUGGUGUUGUUGAAAAGAAACUAUGGUGUUGCAAAAGUUACUGUUGUUUUGCAACAGGUUUUUUUAUUUUUUUUUAAUAUUGCUCAAAGACCGAUGCUUUUAUUUUGAAAAAUUUUGCGCAUGUAUUCUCUCUAACUCACAUCAAUUCUGUAAAAUUUUAUGUCUUGCUUUGCGGAGGCAGCAGAGACUUAACGAUCUUUCCCCCGAGAAUACGCUACACGGGAAAUACCCCUAGUGCGACGCUCAGAUUUUCUUUAAAUUUUGCACACUUGUCGGGCAUGGACUAAAUAUCAAUUCCUGAAAGUUUUAGCUCGCGUUUUGCAAGCGCCGCCGGGAUAGUGAACGACAUUUGCCGCCGAGAGAGUACGCCAAACGCGGAGAGCGGUCAGAUGAAAAACACUUUUUAGCCAUAACUUUGCUUGGUGCAGAAAAAAUUGAUUUUUUGUGGAAACAUUACCCUCUAUGGCAGAAAUAGGCAUAAAAACUUUUUGUGCCGAGAUUCAGCACAAAGUGUCAAAAUUACACCAACUUUCAAUCUAAAGAUCUCUGGUGUUUUUGCAUAGCGCGAGCUAGGAUUCUCGCAUAUAUUUUAGAUAAAAUUAUUCUAAAUUUGUACCACGUUUCAUCAAAAUCUGAGCGUCGCGCUUGGGGUACUUCCCCUGCAAAUGCAGAGAGAGGCCGGAGAAGAAAUGUUUUUUCCGCAAUACCUUGUCGGAUUUCAUGUGGAAAUUUUCAAACCAAAAAGGUCCUGAUAAACCUGAAAAUUCGCAAAAAUCGUUUUUUUCCCUUAAUGUUAUCACAAAAACAGCUGAAUAAAAAUUUGUAGAUACAGGGCAAUUUCGACACGUUGUUAUUUGACUUUCAAUGCUCCGUUUUCAGGUCCUGACCAAGGCUGGUGUUAUCUCCGGUUCCGAUAUGACAACUGAGGCGGCAUUGACCAAAUUGGCGUAUGUUCUCGGAUGCGAGUCAUCCAUGGAAGAGAAGAAAUUGAUGCUCAUGCAGAAUCUACGCGGAGAGUUGACUAUUCAACAGCCCACAGCGCUGAAUGAGCUGGAUAUUAGUAAGUUCCAUUGGAAAAGAAUGACCGCUACUCAUUUCGGGAAAAUUUUCUGUCAGAAAAAUUGAAUGCUUUGUUUGGAAUUAACCAAAUAGGUGGCCAAGAGCGUGAUUGGGCUGAAAGGUUGAGCCUGAACUCUACUCCUUUUCUAAACUUUCCCCCAAUCUGAACUCUACCCUUUUUCAACUCUACCCUAAAAAAGGCUGAACUCUACCCCUUUUUUGAUUUUCGCCAAAAAAUCUGAACUCUCCCCCUUUUUGAACACUCCCCCAUUUUGAAAAUUGAAAAAACGAGGUGUGACAUGUUAUACUAUGGAAAUUUUUUUCAAAUUGAAAAAAAACGAGGUGUGACAUGUUAUACGAUGAAUUUUUUUUUCAAAUUGAAGGUGUGACAUCUUAUUUUUUUCAAUUUGAAAAAAAUUUUCAUCGUAUAAGAUGUCACACCUUAUUCUUUUCAAUUUGAAAAAAAUUUCCAUCGUAUAAGAUGUCACACUUUAUUCUUUUCAAUUUGAAAAAAAUUUUCAUCGUAUAAGACGUCACACCUAAUUUUUGUCAAUUUGAAAAAAAUUUUCAUCGUAUAAGAUGUCACACCUCAUUUUUUCAAUUUUCAAAAUGAGGGGGAGUGUUCAAAAAGGGGGAGGGUUCAUUCAAGGGGUAGAGUUGAAAAAGGGGUAGAGUUCUGAAGGGGUAAAGUUCAAAAAGGGGUAGAGUUGAAAAAGGGGUAGAGUUCUGAAGGGGUAAAGUUCAAAAAGAGGUAGAGUUGAAAAAGGGGUAGAGUUCUGCCGCAACGGGGCUGAAAAUCUCAAAAACAGGGUCCGUCAUUGAAGAAAAUUCUAACGAAUUCUAUUUCCAGUUCCCCGACUUGCCAAAUAUCUUCAACUGACCUCAUCGCACGAACAAAACAUCCUGAAAGAAGCCUUAUUAACACCCUUGGUAUCGCAUGCCGCGCACACAAACGACACCCGACUAUUGGAGUCGCUGAGACUGAGCGGAGCCAACUUUGCGAACACCGAUUACAAUCGAAGGAAUGCUCUGCAUGUUGCUGCAGCCAGCGCGAAUUUGGAGAGCGUCCAAUAUCUUUUGCAACAUGGAGUGUCGGUGCAUGUUCGGUAAGAGUCUUCCACGUCUGUCAUCCCUGUAUUUUUCAGCGACGCCAAUCACGAAAACGCGCUUCAAGCGGCAAUUCAGACCAAGAAUUUGGAGGUUAUCAAAGCACUGCGGGCGGCGGGAGCUCAUUUGUCCGCUCAUAGUGUGCGUGUUGGAACGGAGCUUUGCUUGACCGCCAGUCAAGAGGACAUUGACGGUUUGAGGGCUUGGCUAGCCGCUGGCGCCUCACCGAAUGAAGUUGAUUAUGACGGACGGACCGCUUUGCAUGUGGUAGGUGGAGGCUUUGACUAUGUUUUUUGCAGUGGUCCGGGAAGAUUUAUUUCGCUGAUUAAAAAUUUGUGGGCCACAAAAAAGAGCCCUGUAGCUAUAAGAAUGUAAUUCUAGAAAAUUUUGAUCCAUUAUUUCUCAAAUUAUUAGCGAAAUAAACCUUCCAGGUCCAAUUGGCCCUUUCUUACAGGGGAAGUACUCCAAGCGAGACGCUCAGAUUUUGAUGGCACAAAUUUAGAAUAAUUUUUUCUGAGAUAUAUGCGAGAAUCCUAGCUCGCGCUUUGCAGAAACAACCGAGAUUUUUAGAUCGAAAGUCGGCGAAAAUUUAGGACUUUUUGCCGAAUUUCGGCACGAAAAGUUUCAUGCCUAUUUCAACCGUAAAAGAUAAUGUUUCUACAAAAAAUCAAAUUUUUCCGCGCGAAACUGCCAAAGUUAUGGCCGAAAAGCGCUUUUCUCUCUGACCGCUCUCCACGUUUAGCGUGCUCUCUCGGCGGCAAAAAUCGUUCGAUAUCUCAGCGGCGCCCGCAAAGCGCAAGCUAAAACUUUCAGGAAUUGAUAUUUAGUCCAUACCCGACGUGUGUGCAAAAUUUAAAGAAAAUCUGAGCGUCGCACUUGGAGUACUUCCCCUGUUAAUUUGAAGACAAGUUGAAAUAAAAUUAAUGUUAAUAAAAUUGAUUUUAAGGCAGUUCAUCGGAACUUGGAGAAAGUAGUCGUGUUCCUCUGUGAGAACGGCGCCGAUCCCACGGUAUUCGACAACCAAGGACGCCGGCCAAUCGACGAGGCUCAAAAUAUUGCUGUCAAGGAGCUGCUCAACGAAACAGCCACUCGAAUCCACUCAAACGGAGCAAAUCCAUGUUGUUAA
Messenger RNA from Bursaphelenchus xylophilus (pine wood nematode), 4073 nucleotides. The record is from the annotation of a GenBank genome assembly. NCBI's taxonomy places the organism in Eukaryota, Metazoa, Nematoda, Chromadorea, Rhabditida, Aphelenchoididae.